This is a messenger RNA of Physella acuta, 2230 nucleotides long. Its product is annotated as solute carrier family 28 member 3-like. Gene Ontology annotation, molecular function: nucleoside:sodium symporter activity. Gene Ontology annotation, biological process: nucleoside transmembrane transport. Gene Ontology annotation, cellular component: plasma membrane. The record is from RefSeq and is a predicted model, not a curated record. Lineage: Eukaryota; Metazoa; Mollusca; Gastropoda; Physidae.
AAGGAUAAUUUGAUUAAAAUGGAAGAUAUUGAUGUGAUUUUUUGAAAAAUAUGUUGUUUUUUUCUCAUUUAUGUGAUAAAUUGUUAAAAAGUUCAGUGAGUUGAGAAUCCAUCAACUUACCUUCGAGAAGAAACAAAGAAAAAUCAUAAUUUUUGUAUCAGAGCGAUACGACUUACAAUAAAAUAUUUGGUGAGAAAGAAUAGAGAAAAACAAACGUUUUAUUUUUGAUCGUGAGGACUUAAAAUAAGGACUUCAAAUAAGGACUUUAAAUAAAUAGCUCGUGAGAAAGGAAAAAAAAAACAUUUACCAUUGAUCGUAACAACGCUAGACUUAACUAUGGGGUCACCGUGCGAGAAAAAUGGAAUUGAUUUAGUUGAAGCGGACAAAAAGGAGAAGAAAAACGGCACCAUCUUCCACUCCGCAGACGACACUCAUCCGGAAGCGGAAGUUUUCAUUGAGACGGAGAGUGCUAGAGAUUUGGUGCUCUACCCCCACGGGAGGUGUAGCAGGGGUGUGGAGGUGGUGGAGGUGUGGCUCAACCAGCUCUGGAACCAGCACAAGAAGAAGGCGACCUUGGCCUUCAAGAUCACUCUGUUCGCGUUGUACCUGACCUACUUUGGUUACUGUGUGCACUACAGGUACCAUGAUGAAGGCUCCUACAUACUGACCGCCAUAACGGGGGCGGUGGUCAUCAAGAUUGUUGCAGGUCUCAUUGACGGACCGAGGCUUGCACGCGCUCUCAAGAAAUGCCAGACCUGCAUUGGCACGUCCAACAAGAGUCGGCGGGUCAGGGCGGUCCUUAGAUACGGCCUCUACAUUGUCGCCUCUGUCCUGCUGUGUGUGUACUUUGCCAUUGACGUCAUCGGUCACUCGGUACACAACGGACAAGCCGUGCUUGGUAUCUUCUGCUUGCUGCUCGUCUGCUUCAUCUUUUCAUACAAGCCUAGCAAGGUCAACUGGCAUCCGGUGUUCUGGGGUUUUUUCAUCCAAUUCGCCUUCGCCACUUUGACCUUGAGGACGGUCAUCGGCUACGAGGCCUUCAAGUGGAUGGGGGACAUUGUCCACGCCUUUGUGCGGCUCUCAGACAUGGGCUCGGCCUUCGUGUUUGGGGACAGUUUCAGGGCCACUAAAGCUGGGUUUUUCUUUGAGACGGCGGGCGUGAUCGUGUUCUUCAACUCGUGCAUCUUCAUCAUGGACUACUUCGGUGUGCUGGAGUUUAUCGUGCUGAAGAUAGGUCGGGGUCUGUCCUUGUGUCUGGAGACUGGCCCGGUCGAAUCGGUGGUCUCAGCUGCCAACAUUUUCAUUGGUCUGUCUGAGGCCCCCCUCCUGAUCCGCCCCUACCUCCCCACAGUGACCAAGUCCGAGCUACACGCCAUCAUGACCUGUGGGUUCGCCAGCAUUUCGGGAGCUUUCAUGGCCAUGUUCAUCAAAUCUGGGGCACCAGCUAGUCACCUACUGACCGCUGCGGUCAUCUCUGCCCCAGCAGCCCUGGCCAUCUCUAAGCUGAUGUACCCUGAGAUGGAGAGGGUCGACCUGGAGAGUCAGAGCAACAUCAAGAUGCGGGAUGAGGAGUCUACACAGAACCUACUCCAGGCCGCAUCUGAUGGGGCGGCCUUCUCUACCAAGCUUGUGGCCGCCAUCAUGGUGAACAUGAUAGCCUUCGUAUCGAUACUCAACCUUUUGAACAAAAUUUUCGUCUGGAUCGGGGAGCGUGCUGGGGUAUCGGAUUUGACAUUUGAUAUCAUCUGCUCUUACCUGAUGUUCCCCCUCACCUACGUCAUGGGCGCCACCCCUGAGGACUGUGGCAAGAUCGGGGCGCUCAUCGGCAUCAAGUUCUUCGCCACGCCCUUUGUGGCAUACGCCGAGCUGGGGAAGAUGAUUCAGAACCGUCGAGUGUUUGAGGAAUACACCAGAGAGAUGAACGGCACCUGGUACCUGUCAGGUGAGGACGUCAUACUGGAGGGGACCAACACCACCUUGGUCAAAGGGUUCAUGACGGAAAGGUCGGAGGUCAUAACGACGUACGCCCUGUGCGGCAUUUCAGCGUUUCCUGCCAUAGGUUUCUGUAUGGGGACGUUGAUACCGAUGUGUCCCUCAAGGAAGAAAGACGUCAUCGCUCUGGUGUUGCGGGCCUUCGUGGCGGGGAAUCUGGCCAACUUUGUCACAGGAGCCGUCGCAGGUGUAAUGUACACAGGAUAGAUCAAGACAUGAGAUUUUUUAAAUGAUAUUC